Closterium sp. Naga37s-1 is the source of this 1839-nucleotide messenger RNA. NCBI's taxonomy places the organism in Eukaryota, Viridiplantae, Streptophyta, Zygnematophyceae, Desmidiales, Closteriaceae. The record is from the annotation of a GenBank genome assembly.
AUGGACGGUCAGAUCGUCGCCAGCUGCUUCGGCAAUACCAAUGGAUCUACCGCUGCUGGCUCUCCCGUUGCUGCUGACUCUACCGCUGCAGACUCUGUCGCUGCUGGGUGGAAUGAUGACGCGGGAGGCUUCACGGUGGUGGAUUUCCCCUGGAACUGCGGAGUGCUGCCGCAGACCGCCGCUGCCUCGUCAGCGGCGUCGCUCUCAGAUGCUGACGUGUUGCUGCCUGUGGAAGCGGUAGACAUUGCGCCGUCUCUGCACUCAGCUGGAGAUAUUUAUGAGUCAUUGCCAUACCCAAUCCGUAUUCCCCAAUAUCCCUCCACGUCCCUAUCCUCCCUUCCCACCUGCUGCCUUACCCCGCUGCACUGCCUUGCCUCUGCCUUCUGCCCCACCUGGUUCUCCCCCCUCAUCCCCACACGCCCCCCCUCACAUCCCCCCUCCUACCAGGUGCGUGCACAUGCAGUCGUGGCCAUUCCCAAUCCCCUCACACUAUCCGUAGCAUACCGCCUAGUUGUGUCUGACGUCAGCGCUGAGUCAGCACCGUCUGAGCUGGACGGGAGCGCGCUCAUGUCUGUGCUUCAACGUAUCUGUGCUUGGCUGGAAACAGCUGACACGUGGCUGCUCUCAGGCCAUCCUGACGUGGCAAUGCAGGCCACCGUGGACCCUGAUGAGGUGGCAAAGGUGCUGGAUGAGACCCACGUGGCAUGGGCUGAGCUGUACGUGCUUUCUCAGCCGUUCUCUCCCAGUGAACUCCCCCUCUCAUCCAUACCCGAGUACGCAGCACACACCGAACCUAGUGCAGCAGCAGAAGCACCCACAAUUACCCCCACACUCACUCCCACUCUCAAACCCACAUCAACACCCACACUCAAUCCCACACCCACACUCACUCCCAAUCCCACACUCACUCCCACACCCACACUCGCACCCAAUCCCAUGCUCUCACCCGCUCCUAGCUCCUCACCGCCUGAUACCUCCGCACGUCCUUACACACUUCCACUAACAGACACGGCCCCUGUUCCCAGACCAGGCUCUGCACCCUCCUGCACUCGUGCUGCUGCCGACUCACCUGUCGCAACACAUGCAGCGGCAGCAGGAGCAGGAGCAGAAGCAGGGGCAGUGGGGGCAGCAGCAGACAGGCCAGGUGAUGAGGCAGCCUCAUUGGGGAACCCUCCAGCCCUCACAAGGCGCAGCUCCACAGGCCGUCGCUCUGCCCACAGGGUCGCUCCCUCUGCUAGCCCUCACCCGUCCGCCCCUCUCCCUUCCGCCUCCUCCUCUUCCACUCGGUCACAUAUCAGUGCCGCGCACAGUGGGGGCACACUCACUGGGGGCGCGCACAGUGGGGGCACACUCACUGGGGGCGGACAGGUAGGCGCACACAGCAAUGGCGCAUGCAACAGUGGUGCACAGGCAGGCGAGAGGUGGCGAAUGGCAGCAGCAGGGGCACGAUCCAUGGCUGUUGGUGGCGGGAGGAGAGGAGGGGGCAGAGGGGGGACGGGGAGCGGAAUGGCUGCUGGAAAAGGGGGAGGAAGAAGGGUAGGGACUUCUGUAGAAGCAGGAGCGGGGGGUUGGGUGGAAGGGAGUGGUGGUUGUGCUGGAGGGGUGAACGGCGGGAGUGGCGGGAGAGGAGGGAGAGGGGCGAGAGGAGGGAGAGGAGAGGGCGCGUUUGUGCUGAAGGGAAACAUUUUGCCGCAGCAUGCAGUCAACGGCCCUUCUGCUGCUCAUGCUGUUGGUGCUGGUGCUGCUUCUGGUGUUGGUGCUGGUGCUGUUGGCCAUACCAUAGGCGAGCAGAAUCUCAUGGUGCCAUACCGUUACAGAGCCACCACCGGUUACCAGUAG